Lolium rigidum is the source of this 949-nucleotide messenger RNA. Its product is annotated as cation/calcium exchanger 1-like. Gene Ontology annotation, cellular component: membrane. Lineage: Eukaryota; Viridiplantae; Streptophyta; Magnoliopsida; Poales; Poaceae. Gene Ontology annotation, biological process: monoatomic cation transport; transmembrane transport. Gene Ontology annotation, molecular function: monoatomic cation transmembrane transporter activity. The transcript is spliced from 2 exons. The record is from RefSeq and is a predicted model, not a curated record. Bases 543 to 923 code for a protein of 126 amino acids.
CAUUCCCCACCUCCGUUUCCCACAGCCCACCACCCGCUCCCGCCGUCUCGCUGCCGGCCGCGUCCUCGAGCACAACGGCGGCCGCCGUCUUCUUGCUCGUGCUGCUCCAGGUGCUGGAGUCCAUCUUCUUCUUGCUCGUGCGGCUCGUGCUGGCGUCCGUUUUCUUCUUGCAGAUAACGUCCAUGAAAAGAGGAGUCCCAGGCUGUUGUGCUUGUUCCAGUGGCCAUGGCCGUCCAGAUGGUCACCGUCAUGCGAGCCAUCAAAGGUGAGUCGAGGCGGCGCCCACCUUCGUCCAGGCCGACAGCGAGUCGAGGCGGCACCUCCUUCACAUGCUCACCGACGAGGACACGGCGAGCCAGGGCUCGGGGCUGUUCGGGCGGCACGCGACGACGACUGCCUUCAGGGCCGCGAAGGCGUCGUCGUAGGCCGCCGCCCGCCGGGAUGGGGUGCUCCGGGGCGAGGCGGUACUCGACGGAGAUGACGACGGCGGGGACCGCGACGGCGAGGGUGGCGACGUAGGGUACGCCGCGGUCCAGCUCUGGAUGGUGGUGCUCUUCUACCUCCUCGGCGACACCGCGUCCGAGUAUUUCUGCGCCCCCGUCGAGGGCCUCUCCGCCGUGCUGCGCCUCCCCUCUGCCGUGGCCGGGGUCACGCUCCUCUCGCUCGGCAACGGUGCACCGGACUUCUUCGCCAGCGUCGUCUCCUUCGCCACCAACAGCGCGCUCGGCGGCGCACUCUUCGUGUCCACCAGGGGCGGCCGAGGUCGUCACGCGGCGGAGCCGUCGUGGAGCUGCGCAGGUUCGUGCGUCACCUCUGCUUCCUCGUGGGCGUGCUCGCCACCGGCACGAUCACGGUCGUCGCGUCUUUCGUCUCCCUCUACGCCGCCUAGUCCUCCUCAUCCGGAUUCUCUUCACAUACUGUAGUUUCUGUUUGUUUUCUCUCAGUCCUC